AUGAAUGAAAAGGAAAAGGAGAGGCAGAAGGCCGACGAGAAAAAGUUAAUCGACUUCGACGCGCAAAAGGCAUUGACAAAAUUUGACAUGAGCAACUACAAUGAAGAUUUUGUGGUUACAAAUAAUAUUCUCAAGUACCACAUGAAGAGCAUAGAAAUUUAUAACUAUGAGAAAAAUAAAAUUUAUGAUAAGGAUGAGCUGAAUUUAUAUAAAGAUAAACUCAUCCAUAAGGACAACAUCCACUAUUAUCCGUAUGAGUUGUAUUUUAACACGUACAGGAAUAUCUACAAGGAGGACAAGGUGCUCCUCAGCUUGCCCAAUCGGGUGAAGAAAAAAAAGGAGAAAGAAACGGAGGAGAAGGAAACGGAGGAGAAAGAAACGGAAGAGAAAGAAACGGAGGAAAAGGAAGCAGAGGAGAAGGAAACAGAGGAGAAAGACAAAGAAGACAACGCAUCGAACACAUUCGAGGAAGAGCAGGGACUAGAAGACGACUACAACUUUGAUUAUAACAAAAGUGAAGAUGAGCUAGAGAAUGAAGAAAAUGAUGAGAAUGUCAUAUAA
Molecule: messenger RNA, 561 nt
Organism: Plasmodium cynomolgi strain B
Lineage: Eukaryota; Apicomplexa; Aconoidasida; Haemosporida; Plasmodiidae
Exons: 3
Coding region: 1-561 (186 amino acids)
Source: RefSeq, a predicted model, not a curated record